Molecule: messenger RNA, 522 nt
Organism: Drechmeria coniospora
Lineage: Eukaryota; Fungi; Ascomycota; Sordariomycetes; Hypocreales; Ophiocordycipitaceae
Product: UPF0041 domain-containing protein
Exons: 4
Coding region: 1-522 (173 amino acids)
Biological process (GO): pyruvate import into mitochondria
Cellular component (GO): mitochondrial inner membrane
Source: RefSeq, a predicted model, not a curated record
AUGGCGGCACUAAUUAAGGCGGCCAACGCCAAGAUCAGGUCAAACCCGAUGCUGAACUACAUCUGCUCAACUCACUUCUGGGGACCCGUAUCCAACUUUGGAAUUCCCGUUGCCGCUGUGCUGGAUACGCAGAAGAGCCCUGACCUCAUCUCCGGGCAGAUGACAGGAGCUCUGUGCAUCUACUCAGCGACCUUCAUGCGCUACUCCCUCGCCGUCACGCCCAAGAACUACCUUCUCUUCGCCUGCCACUUCGUCAACGAGUGCGCCCAGUUGACGCAAGGAUACCGAUAUUUGUCAUACCACAACUGGGGCGGAAAGGAGAAGCAUGAUCUGGAGAAGGGCAUCGAGGCCGCGAAGGAGAAGGUCGAGAAGGUUGAGAAUAAGGUUAAGGAUGCCAUAAAACGCGCCAGGUUCGGUUUACCGCCUUCACUACGUACUCGUAUCCCCGAGGAAGGCGGCACACGAGACGCAGAGUUGUCGCCACCCUUUAAGGCGUCGAUUCAAGAUGGUCUACUCACUUGA